AUGGAUCUCCGCGUCGGUGGUAAAUACCGUCUCGGAAAAAAGAUAGGGUCUGGCAGCUUUGGUGACAUUUACCUUGGUGUCAACAUCAUCUCGGGCGAAGAAGUCGCCAUUAAACUUGAAUCCGUGAAGGCCAAGCAUCCUCAGCUUGAGUAUGAAUCCAAAGUUUACAAGACCCUUGCCGGCGGUGUCGGCGUUCCCUUCGUCCGUUGGUUUGGCACAGAGUGUGAUUACAAUGCCAUGGUGCUAGAUCUCCUUGGACCAAGCCUUGAGGAUCUCUUUAACUUCUGCCAGCGCAAGUUCAGCUUGAAGACGGUGCUAUUGCUUGCUGACCAGCUGAUUUCUCGUAUUGAAUACAUUCAUUCGCGUAACUUUAUCCAUCGCGAUAUCAAGCCUGACAAUUUCCUUAUGGGAAUUGGCAAGCGCGGUAACCAAGUAAAUGUCAUCGAUUUUGGUCUUGCCAAGAAAUACCGCGACCCGAAGACUCAUCUUCACAUCCCAUACCGCGAGAACAAGAACCUGACUGGGACCGCUCGCUAUACCAGCAUUAAUACCCACUUGGGUGUUGAGCAAGCCAGGCGUGAUGAUCUCGAAUCGUUGGCGUAUGUCCUUAUGUACUUCCUCCGUGGUCAACUCCCUUGGCAAGGCUUGAAGGCUGCGACGAAGAAGCAGAAAUACGACAGAAUCAUGGAGAAGAAAAUGACGACACCAACAGACCUUCUCUGCCGUGGCUUCCCCAAUGAGUUCGGCAUCUUCCUUAAUUACUGCCGUGCUCUCCGUUUUGACGACAAGCCCGAUUAUUCGUACCUCCGCAAACUUUUCCGAGAUCUGUUCAUUCGAGAAGGCUACCAGUACGAUUACGUCUUCGACUGGAGCUUAGCGCAACGGGCCCCUCUCGAAGACAACCGUGUUAAGAAUGAUUCACAAGUUCGACGUAAGGUUGUGGGCGAGGAGGAGGAGCCGAAACCUUCCGAUAGAAUGCUUCGUAGCCAAACCCGCGCUGCUGCCAGCGGUCAGCAACCCACCUCCGGUCAGCCACGUGCCUCGACCCGCGAACGUGACCAAGGGUAUUACUGA
This is a messenger RNA of Cantharellus anzutake, 1074 nucleotides long. Its product is annotated as casein kinase I. The transcript is spliced from 5 exons. Gene Ontology annotation, molecular function: protein serine/threonine kinase activity; ATP binding. Gene Ontology annotation, biological process: endocytosis; peptidyl-serine phosphorylation; signal transduction. The coding region runs from base 1 to 1074 and encodes 357 amino acids. Lineage: Eukaryota; Fungi; Basidiomycota; Agaricomycetes; Cantharellales; Hydnaceae. The record is from RefSeq and is a predicted model, not a curated record. Gene Ontology annotation, cellular component: nucleus; cytoplasm.